AUGAAUAAAAAUAUGAAUGCUUUCAAAUCCUUAUAUUUUUUGACGUUUCUCUUUAUGAGCAGUGUCUUAGCUGCCAAUUUACCAAAGCUUACAAACAUUUGUCAGAUUCCAGAUAAUGUCAAGAAGACUAGUGGUUUCAAAGGUGAAAUCAGAAGAAUUGGGUUGUUCCCACCUGGGGGCGAUUACACUUACUUAUUAAAGUUCCCAAGCACUGGCUCUACUGCCUCUGACACUAUAUCUUUGACUACAAAACCCCAGCUAUCUACUAGUGGAUGGUUCCCAUCAUUGUUUGGGCACACUUACUUUAUUAAAGCCGAUUUGUUAGUUUAUAUGGUAGCAUACUUUGUCCCAACUGAAACUGGUGAAUAUACAUUCAAAUUAGUAAACUCUGAUGAUGCCGCUGUUAUGUAUGUAGGUAAUCCAUCUGCUUUCCCUUGUGGUAGCAUUGACACUUGGCCAGAACCUAGAAAAGAAGACAUUAAUGUUUGUGACAAGAUUAGUGCAAGUACUAAACUUUACAUGGAAAAAGGUCUAGCAUAUCCUGUUAGACUGGUAUGGUACAACGGUGGUGGUGACGGCCAGUUUAAUGCACAAUUCAUUGAUCCAUCUGGUACAACUCACACAGACUGGAAUGGAUAUGUUUGGCAAUAUGAUGCAUGCACAGACUGUGACUAUAAACCAAUCCCAGAUGCAUCAACAACGACUAGUGCUGGUUACGUUUUGAGCACAACCACAACUAGAACAUCAGAAAGCAGUUACACUGAUGUUAAUGGUUAUGCCACCGCUGAAGAUUUCUUUUGGGAAGAAAUUCCAACAUCUACUGAAUCAAUUAGUAUUCCCGAUCCUACCACAUCUUCAUUUACCAAUUCUAAGGACUAUGGAGAAGAGAUCAUCUCAUUUUACAGCACUACGGCCUCUAAUGGGAAACCAAUUACUGGCACAACCACAACCACAGUAAUCCACACAUAUGAUCCAUUAAGUAUUCCUGAUCCUAUCACAUCUUCGUUUACCAAUUCACAAGAUUACGGUGAGGAAAUCAUUUCAUUCUAUAGCACCCAUGAAGCUAAUGGUAGACCAAUAGUUGGAUCCACCACAACCACAGUAAUCCACACAUAUGAUCCAUUAAGUAUUCCUGAUCCUAUCACAUCUUCGUUUACCAAUUCACAAGAUUACGGUGAGGAAAUAAUUUCAUUCUAUAGCACCAAUGAAGCUAAUGGUAGACCAAUAGUUGGAUCCACCACAACCACAGUAAUCCACACAUAUGACCCAUUGAGUAUUCCUUCGCCCACAACAUCAUCCUUUACUCAUUCUGAUGAAUAUGGUGAAGAAAUCAUAUCGUUCUAUAAAACUAAUGAAAAGAAUGGCAAACCCAUUAUAGGCUCAAAUACCACUACAGUUGUUCAUCCAAUUGUUCAUUCAAGUUCUGUAUCACCUCUUUCAUCAAAAAAUCAAGCCGCUUCUUCGAAUAGAGCUUCCAUGGUGAACUCAACUAUUACCCAUGCAUCAACGACAGUUAUGAGUGAUUCCAUUAUUACCUCGACUAGUACUACAUGGUAUUCCUCUGAUGAUUGGAGGGUGGAAGAAAUUGUAUCCUGGUAUGGAACUACUGAUGCAUACAACCACACUGUCCAAGGUGUUGGCACUGCGUACUUCAGAGAUAGAGUCGAUGCAUUGCCUGUAAUGGUUAAUUCUUCUGAAACUGUUUCUACCUCAAGUCAAUCGAGCUCAACAGCGUCUGAAACGUCAUCAUCUUCUAUAAGCUCUUCAAAUACUUUGAACAUGCCAACUUAUCGAAAUGUAUCUGAUAAUAAUGUACCACCACUCUCACCAAGUCAGGUUUAUACUACUGUUACAACUAAAUCUACCUCAUAUAGCCGCAUUACUAUAACAAGUUGUGAUGACAUGGCUUGUAACGUUAUCACCACAACUACCAGUGAUGUGGUCACAUUGACAACAACUUAUUGCCCAGAAACUGCUAUGAAUGAAAUGCAUGCAAGCUCACCAGAUUCUGCAUCAGCCUCAUCAGGUAAUAACGAUUUGACUAAACAAGUGUCACAAUCGGCUAUUACUACUGUAAUAAAUGGUAUGACUGUGACAACUGUAACUGAUUGUCCUGAAUCAUCAAGCGUGUCAAGUUCUGCAAGUGCUGUACAAAAUGCCAAUGUAAACACUGGUUACGACAACAAAAUACCAACAAUAGACGUCAUUAAAACUUUUAAAACUACAGUUACAAUCAUUGAGACACCAGACCAGCCAAACACUCAAAACAUACCUUCCAAGAUCGAUACCACCAGUACCAAAACAGAGACAGUAGUUGUAACAGAAAAAGAUAAUGGUAAUGUAGCCUCGACGAAAAUUGCCGGUGACCACGGCUCUAUUGUUACCAGAAGUACAACUAAAGCAUCUGGCGCUCAAAUACAUUCUGAUACAACUUUAUCACAUGUAAGAGCAGAAACCACAACUGAUAAAACUGGAUUCCAAUACUCAGCACCAAGUAACCAUGUGGUUCAACAGACUGUUAAUGGUGCUGAUAUGAUUACUGCGAAGUCCGCAAACUUCUUUACGGCUGUGUUCAUUUCAUUGCUAUGGUAUUUUAUCUGA
This is a messenger RNA of Nakaseomyces glabratus, 2601 nucleotides long. It is a transcript of the gene PWP6, whose product is annotated as PWP6. The record is from RefSeq and is a predicted model, not a curated record. Lineage: Eukaryota; Fungi; Ascomycota; Saccharomycetes; Saccharomycetales; Saccharomycetaceae.